GUGGCUCCAGCUGUCCGCCUCUCCGGCUCUCCGGCUCUCAUCUCCGGCUGCUGCUCCGCCUGCUGCCCGCCUCUCCUGCGGCUCUUCUCGGACCGACAGCUUCUCCCGGAUUCCCCCCCCCGCAGCACCGGGGCAUCUUCCCGCCAUGGGUCUGACCAUCUCCUCGCUGUUCUCUAAGUUCUUCGGAAAGAAGCAGAUGCGGAUCCUGAUGGUCGGUUUGGACGCAGCUGGAAAAACAACAAUCCUCUACAAACUGAAGCUGGGAGAGAUCGUCACCACCAUCCCAACCAUCGGCUUUAACGUGGAGACGGUGGAGUAUAAGAACAUCUGUUUCACAGUUUGGGACGUUGGUGGUCAGGACAAGAUCAGACCUCUGUGGAGACACUACUUCCAAAACACACAGGGUCUGAUCUUCGUGGUCGACAGUAACGACAGAGAGAGAGUAGCAGAGUCUGCAGAGGAGCUCUCUAAGAUGAUCCAGGAGGACGAGCUGAAGGAAGCGGUGCUUCUGGUUUUCGCCAACAAACAGGAUCUUCCCAACGCCAUGGGGGUCAGCGAGCUCACCGACAAACUGGGUCUGCACAGCCUGCGCAGCAGAACUUGGCACGUCCAGGCCACCUGUGCCACUCAGGGUACAGGUCUUUACGAGGGUCUGGAUUGGCUGUCCAACGAGCUCUCGAAACGUUAGGGUGGCGGGAAGCGGCUGAUGAUGUCACCAAAUGAUGUCACCGUGUACAGACUGAUGAGGAAGAGGAGGAAGAGUGUUUCAGGACUGUUUGUGUUUUUUUAAAUUAUAAAUGUGUCGUCUCUUCUUCUCUUCCUCCUGUCGUCUGUUUUUACUUUUAAUCGCAUGUUUUAAUCUGAUCAUGUGACAGGAAGCACAGGGGCGGGGCUAAAAUCAGCUGUCACUCACCUGUGGCUGGGGGGCGGGGCUUGUGACAGGUGAGCUGUCAUGUGAUGAGUCAUUCCGUAACAAUGUGAAGAAGAAGCAGAGACGAUGAUGCAAUAAAGGUGUUUUUUUUUUCUUC
Scomber scombrus (Atlantic mackerel) is the source of this 1028-nucleotide messenger RNA. RefSeq names its product ADP-ribosylation factor 4. The record is from RefSeq and is a predicted model, not a curated record. Gene Ontology annotation, molecular function: GTP binding; GTPase activity. The coding region runs from base 146 to 688 and encodes 180 amino acids. Lineage: Eukaryota; Metazoa; Chordata; Actinopteri; Scombriformes; Scombridae. The transcript is spliced from 6 exons. Gene Ontology annotation, cellular component: plasma membrane; cytoplasm. Gene Ontology annotation, biological process: vesicle-mediated transport; intracellular protein transport.